CCGUCUACCCACCCGGUAGCCGCCCUGCGACGCAACAGCCUCAGGAAUGGGAUGCGAUUGAAAGACCAUUGGACAAACAUCGUAUUGGAUUGCCUUUAAGGAAACCAUGGAAGAGGACAGCAUCGAUAUUGAGGCGUGGAGGCGAGUCCGCCUUGCCGACGAGCCCAUCUAUUGCGCUGCGCCAACACCUGCGAACCCGAUCGAUAUUGUAUGUGCCGGGUCCGACGACGAGCUCGAUGAUUCCGCCAAAGUCUCAAAGAAACUCCGGUACGAAAUCCAGGGGCACCGAUACUUGGAAGGCAAACCUAUACGUAUCCAUUCUGCCUCCUUGCGCGGCCCCUUCGACAGACCCUCGGGAUGGCAGAAUCCCUGGCUGCCAAAACAACCCGCCGUCAAGCAAUCCUUCCUCAAAGCGGCCCGGCCCCCGGCCAAGUCCCUUACAACGGUCGAGAAAGACCCCCGGAGGAGGUGCUCUAGUCAAUUCGCACAACAGGACGAGGCGACGCCGGAUACCGGAGAUUCAAUGCGCUGCCACUUGCCCAGCCCCGGCAGCAACCCCGAGCCCCAGCUGUUCGGCGGGCCUCUAGACGCGGACAAACAUGGUCGGAUACGGGCUUGGGCCAAGGGAGUGUCGGUAGAAACCCUUAACAGGGAUGGCUUUUGGGCUCCCGGCCAGACUGUCGCCCGGGAGCCUGGAGAGCCCAGCAGGAAGCGAACCGCUGACAAGGACUGGCUCAAGACAAAACUGCCAAAACGUUCAAGAUUAGAAGGCUUGCAGAGUACCGCCGCGGUAUCUACACCCACGCCGAUGCCAUCGAUACAGGUUCCAGUUCAACAUUCCGCAGUUUGCGCCGUAAUUGGCCAGGUUAAGGAGUCGGGUCCCUCCGCGAAAACGGCCAGUCAAAGCUUCGAGAUGACUACCCCCUCUUCCUCUGCCGACCUAAGCGGCCAGGGACGGGUACCACAACAAGAACAUGUUGAUGCUUUAACGACUUCGAAUGACGCCAGCAAUCGGUCGCCGGUACACAGCUUGGAUCACGAAGAGACACGGCCAGAUUCCGAAUCAAUUAAUUGCCCCGAGAAUAUUUCUUGCGAUCUGAAUCGCGAGGAGGAAGAAGAGACGAGCUUCGAGAGUCGCCUAGAUCAGAGCUUCCAUUAUCGAGCCCGGCUGCCAAAGCAGACGGCUUCUCGCGCGACAACGGAUCCCAAACUUCCCAGCUCGAGCGCCCGUAAGAGACCAUCGCAGACUGACACUCCUGAAUCCAUGCGAUAUCAUGACGUGGUGGGCGUCGCGGCCUCGGCGGUAAAAGACGGGCCUCGAUCCCCCCGGCAAACAGUGACGGAGUCGGGUUCUUCUCCAAACAAUUCGGCCUGUGAACAGGAUAUCAGUGCUAGCGCCCGAAGCGGGAGUUGCGCGUCUGUGUUAUCAGCGUCGGAGAGAUCGUCUGAAGGCCACCAGGAUUUGAAAGAUGACAAGCCGUACGAAUGCGACGGGCCACCGCUAGAAAAGGCCACCACGGUAGCUGAAGCAGAGCCAUCUCGGCUCGAAGCACCGUUAGAUGAAGAACCUACCCUGGUCGGCGAUCUCAUGAAUAUCGACCAGGACGAGCCGCACUACAUGGAGGAAACGCCCGCCAGCCAUAGAGACAACGUCGCGAAGACAAUAGAACCACGUGCGAGGAUGGACGACGGGACAAAGCAAGAAGCAGCACAAAGAUGUGCGAUAUCGCCAUUGUUACCAUUAGAGCAAGAUGCCGAUCAUGUCAGUGACAAUUCCCUGGAGACAAAGUCAAAGGUCGAGACCCGAACAGAGACCUUGUUCCCCGAUGCUACGAAAGCCCCUGAGGACGAUGUCCCAGCCCAGACUGCGCCUUUGCAGUCCCCCCAGCAAGUUGCGCAACAGAGUCCUUCGCUAGUCCCUGAGGCCCGCCCAGAGGCUGCUCCAUCAAUCGAACAUGUCCAGCCAAAGCUGGCUGACAAUGCGGCCUCGCCUUGUCCCUCCUCACCCAAGUCCAUUCACCCAAGCUCACAAACGCGCAAUCACGAAACGACCUCUAUCAGGCCCUCUCAGCAGAGCCCUUGGGUCAAAGAGUCAGUGGAACCGACGAGUACACAUAAAAGGCCUCAAUCGGCCGCGACCGCAGAUAUCGUCAGUCCCGUCAACAUUGCAUUGGAUACAACACACCCCGAAGAACCCCAGAAUCCGUGGGAAACAAUCGUAGACACCAUGCCUCACCACAACCUCCCAGCUGCCCCCCCCACGCCCGAAGGGCCUCUCCCGUCACCUACGCCAGACGCGGCCGAGCGCGCAUCUCGCGCGCACACCCCCGACGAGACCGACGUGCUGAUCAGGCGAUUCGCCAACUUCCAGACACCCUCCCCGAGGCGUCCGGGAGAGGCACCUCGCUGGCCGACCGGCUCCGCCGAUCGCCCCCGCGGCAUCCUCUCCCGCAGCGACUCCUCCGGUCAAGAGCCCAGCGCGCGGUCGAGCCGACACGUGUCCUUCGCCCCGCUGCCGGCCGAAGGCGAGUCGUUCUCCCUGUCGGGGACGCACGUGCACACCAUCCCGAGGGGCGCGUCGCCUCCGCCCCCGGCGCCGUGCGAGGCCGACGACGACGACGUCGGCGAGCACUUCCAGAACCACUUCCGCAGCGCAAGGCGGCGCUUGAGCGGCGGCGCCCGCGAGCCGCUACCUCGGUUGCGACUACUCCGCAGCGCAGCGCUGGAGCCGGAGCCGGUCUCGGCCGCGAGCCCGGGGAUCAGCGCGGUGGCGGACGCCUUCCACGCCGCCGACGCGCACUACGCGUCGUGCGGGGAGCGCGGCGGCGCCGCCCCAGCUAGGGACGCCAACGGUGACGCGGCCGGCCCAGUGCAGUCUCCGUGGCGCAACGAGAGCCAGACGGUGGAUGACGUCGCCGACGUCAUGGGGAACCUGGGCGACUUCCUCGGCACCUGGGACGUCGAGGCCGAGAUGCAGCAAAUCGGGCACGAAUCGAACAGAGCGGCCCAGAGCCCGUGGGGCCUGGGCCAGUAAGAGAAACACUGAGAUGUAAAGGCGAGAGGACGGGGGUGGGGGAGGUAAACGAGAAACGAGAUUGGGCUCAAACAAGGAGAGAGGGGAGGGGCGCGAGAAAAAGUCAGCGCUGCUUGAUACCCAUACGUGCUUCAUUUUCGGCUCAUUUUC
This is a messenger RNA of Durotheca rogersii, 3184 nucleotides long. RefSeq lists its product as uncharacterized. The transcript is spliced from 2 exons. Bases 107 to 3034 code for a protein of 975 amino acids. NCBI's taxonomy places the organism in Eukaryota, Fungi, Ascomycota, Sordariomycetes, Xylariales, Xylariaceae. The record is from RefSeq and is a predicted model, not a curated record.